CUUCUCUGCUAUCUAAACAUUUCAAGAACAUUAAAAAAAAAAAUUAUAACAACAAUCACAAAAGAAACACACAAGACUUAGUUCUUUGUUCCAUUAGAGCUUUUCUUGAAAAAAGAAUCAUGGAAGUAAACUCCAGUACUACUCUUCCUCCAGGGUUCAGAUUUCAUCCGACCGACGAAGAACUCAUCGUUUACUAUCUUCGAAACCAGACCAUGUCCAAACCAUGCCCUGUCUCCAUCAUCCCAGAAGUUGAUAUCUACAAGUUUGAUCCAUGGCAAUUACCUGAGAAAACAGAGUUUGGUGAAAAUGAGUGGUACUUCUUCAGCCCUAGAGAACGAAAGUAUCCAAACGGAGUCAGACCAAACCGAGCUGCUGUUUCCGGUUAUUGGAAAGCAACUGGUACAGACAAAGCCAUUCACAGUGGUUCGAGUAACGUAGGUGUCAAGAAAGCUCUCGUCUUCUACAAAGGAAGACCUCCCAAAGGUAUCAAAACCGACUGGAUCAUGCACGAGUACCGUCUCCAUGACUCACGUAAAGCAUCAACGAAACGUAACGGUUCCAUGAGGUUAGAUGAAUGGGUACUGUGUAGAAUAUACAAGAAGAGAGGAGCAGGGAAGGUUUUAGAUGAGGGAGAGAGUUUCGUCGACGAAGUACUAAAUGAUGAGGCAGUAACAGUUGUUGUAGAUGACGAAGAAGGAGAGAGAAGAAACGAGGAAGAGAUAACGAUGAUGACGACGACGACGACGUCGACGAAACUUCCAAGAACGUGUUCGUUGGCUCAUUUGUUAGAAAUGGAUUACAUGGGACCUAUCUCUCACAUUUUAACAGAUAAUUUCACUCAGUUGGAUCAUCUUCAUCAGCUUGACUCAGAGUCUGGUUGGUUCGGUGAUCUACAGUUUAACCAAGACGAGAUCUUGAAUCAUCAUCGUCAAGCUAUGUUUAAGUUUUAGUCAUGUGGGUUUAGUUAAAAAGAAAGAUGUGCUUGGAAUUAUUGUUUUUCUUUAGUAGAUAUUUUGUUAGUUUGGGUACAAGAAAAAUUGUAAAAUAUAACUAAAAAAGACCCUAAUGCUAUUUUAUAUUUUUUCCCAUUAAUUAUAAAUGUGAAAUACCAAAUC
Molecule: messenger RNA, 1115 nt
Organism: Capsella rubella
Lineage: Eukaryota; Viridiplantae; Streptophyta; Magnoliopsida; Brassicales; Brassicaceae
Product: NAC transcription factor 29
Exons: 3
Coding region: 120-950 (276 amino acids)
Biological process (GO): regulation of DNA-templated transcription
Molecular function (GO): DNA binding
Source: RefSeq, a predicted model, not a curated record